UUAGGAUCCCGCGGGCGGCGGCUGAGGCCACAGGUGCCGCGCAGGGCACCGUGUCCCAGCUCUAGGCAUCAAAACUCCGUCCCUGAGAACUGAGAUUUGUGAACCGCUUCCAACCCUGGACACCGAGGCCCCCAGGCCCGGGACGGAGCCCUGGGGUCGUCCCCAGAGAGGGGCCCGAGCCCCCAGGGUCAGACAGCGAAGUCCCGGGUACUGGCACAGGGGGCACCGAGGUCCCGGGGCCAGGCGAAGAGGUCCUCGUACCCUCCACUGAGCAACGCGCAGAGACCCUCGAGCAAGAUAGCAUAGUCCUUGGACCAUCUACCGGGCAGGGCGCAGAGUGCCCCCGGACUGUCCGAGCCUGGGGUCUUUGAGAGUCCUGGGCCAGGCAGUGACGACUCUGCGCCAUCUGAAACGCGAAGCGCGGGGGUCCUGAGACAGUGUCCUUCUCUGGGUACCAAGACCUCCUCUUCAGUCGCUGGGCUGCCUUUUUCUUUGUGCCCUGAGACAACAGAACAUCUCCGAGAGGAGUCGCUCAUGGAGACGCCCAUUGAGCGCGAAAUCCGCCGCAGCUGCGAACGUGAGGAAAGCCUGCGCCGGAGCCGGGGACUGAGCCCCGGCCGCGCGAGCCGAGAACUCGUCGUGCUGCGCGUGCGACCCGUGCUCACCCUGCCUGGCCCGGGUCCCGCGCUCCCGCGCGCUUUGGAGCGCGCGCGCGCGGGCGCGCAAAUGCAGCGAGACAUCGAGAGGGAGGCCCACCGGCAGGCGGCGCUGGCGCGCCCCGCUGUCCCGGAACAGCAGCCGCAGCCGCAGCCGCAGCGGCUGGGCCAGCUCAAGCGCUUCUUCGAGGCCGCUGGCUGGUGUGGCGCUGGUCCGCAGCUGCUGCCAGAGGCAGAAGGCCGGCCUCGCUUAGCAGUGCAGGGUCGGUACCCGGUGCUGGCCCGGGCCCCGCCGCCCAUUGCGCCGUCACUACUGGAGCAGGAGGUUCGUGAGGUGCAGGAGCGCGAACUGGAGCUGCAGCGCCAGCGGCUCAGCGUCUAUGGCACCGCCGAAUUCAAGGAGCCGGCUCCGAGCCUCACGGCGAGCAGGGGCGACGGAAAGCUGGCGGUGAUCUGGCCUCCCCGCAGAAAGGCCGCGGAGAACGGCCUGGAGCAGGAUGAGUGGAAGCCUUGAGAUUCGAGCAGGCCGUGUCCCUGACCUGAAUGAAUGUGCCGUUCAGAGGACACAGGCAAGGGCGCUCAGGAGCACCCUCUGGACGGGACUGGAGAAGGGCCAGAGGUCUGCGCCAGGGAAGAUGAAAUCGACCAUCCUUGAAUCUGAUUUUUGUAAAAUUGAUCAGUCUCUUCUAUAAAACCGUCGGUCCCCAUUAGGAAACACCACUACCCAUAACCCCUCCAGUGAAACUGUCCAUUCCUCUCUUAAUUCCAAAUCAAACCAGCCUCUCCCUCUGGCCUUGACUGUUAAGAACAGCCUCGGCUGUUCCCCUUCUCCCAAUAAAGGCCCUUCUCUCUGGGCAGUGCAGACUGAUUUCUUUAGGGUUAUCUUCGUUUGGGGGUGGGGC
Talpa occidentalis (Iberian mole) is the source of this 1558-nucleotide messenger RNA. It is a transcript of the gene MISP3, whose product is annotated as MISP family member 3. Bases 535 to 1170 code for a protein of 211 amino acids. The transcript is spliced from 3 exons. Lineage: Eukaryota; Metazoa; Chordata; Mammalia; Eulipotyphla; Talpidae. The record is from RefSeq and is a predicted model, not a curated record.